UGAGGCGAGGAAACGAGCCUGCGCUAUCAACAGUGCUGCCCCGAGGGCUCUUCCCACUGAAGUCCCGAGAGCCAGAAAACGAAUUUGGGAAUACCGCAGCAAAAUGAAGAACACUAUUGAUGCGAAAAGAGCUCCGCGAGGUUUCCGUUUGAAUCGUUAAUGUCCCUCUAAACCGGUUGACGGAUUCUACCCUCAUUCCCUGAUCGUCGGGACACGGAUGAAAAUAACAUCAGACACCGCAAGUAGAUUACAAUCCGUAGAGAAAAGACUAUCUGUCUCGCUAUUAAAAUGAUCGGGGAGUGUUAUAAACACAAGAGGGAGCAACAUGCAGGGGCGACAGCAGAGUUUCACCUCUGUUUUAACAACGAUGUAUAGAUUUAAAUAGGAUUUUGGAUUACUGAUACAAGACUCGCCAGCACGCGCUUCAGUUCGGAUCCACACUGUAAAACUCAUCCCGGUUCUGCAAAGAAACUCAACCCGAAAAGUGUUGAAGAGCUCCAUGCAUUCGAAAAGGGAGAGGAGAGGAGCGCUGUCCCGUGCUGGAUGGAUGGUUAUGGGGAAAGGAGCAGGACUAUCGGCGCUAGAAGUCUGCGAGAUCCUUGUGUUGUUUCUCUGUCUGUUUCCAACAGCAACUCUGCAGUGUAAGAUCCUCAAGUGUAACUCCGAGUUCUGGGCCUCCACCUCAAGCUCUGGCCCAGAAGAGGAGUUUUGCAUCGCUCUGCGAGCUUACAACAACUGUGUCCGUCGAACUGCCCGUACAUGCCGAGGCGACCUAGCCUACCAUUCAGCUCAACAUGGCAUAGAGGAUCUAAUGAGCCAACACAACUGCUCCAAAGAAGGACCUACUAGCCAACCUCGUGCCCGCACUCCCCCUCCCCCAGUCCAGCCACCUCCACAAAUAGACAUCCAUGUUCCCUCAGAUGGGCCAGAGGUGUGCCACUACGAGCGGAGCCUACCACGUAACGCCGCACCGCCGAAUUACACCCAUUGUGGCUUUUUUGGAGACCCACAUCUCCGCACGUUCAACGAUGACUUUCAGACCUGUAAAGUUGAGGGAGCAUGGCCACUGAUUCACAACAAGUACCUGUCUGUCCAGGUUACAAACACACCGGUUGUCCCUGGGUCUUCUGCUACAGCGACUAGCAAGCUAACAAUCAUUUUCAAGAACUUUCAAGAGUGUGUAGACCAGAAGAUGUACCAUGCGGAGACCGAUGAACUACCAGCUGCUUUUGCUGACGGUUCAAAGAAUGGAGGUGACCGCCACGGGGCCAACACCCUACGUGUGGUGGAGAAGGUGCCUGGUCAACAUGUGGAGAUUCAGGCACGAUACAUCGGCACCACUAUUGUAGUUCGGCAAGUUGGUCGCUACCUCACCUUUGCCGUGCGUAUGCCCGAGGAGGUGGUUAAUUCAGUGGAGGACCAGGACAAUCAGGACCUUUACCUCUGUUUGCAUGGUUGCCCUUCCAACCAGCGAAUUGACUUUAGGAGCUAUAGAGAACGGGCUGUAGAGAGCCACGGCUUGGGCAAGGGUCGACCUGGAAGUCCUCCUCAUGGCUUCACCUACCAGUCAGCCAUGACCAAGUGCAAAGAGCGUCUACCUGUCGAGGAUUUAUACUUCCAGUCAUGUGUUUUUGAUCUGCUGUCUUCUGGAGACAUCAACUUUACCAUGGCUGCCUACUACGCUUUUGAGGAUGUUAAAAUGCUCCACUCCAAUAAAGACAAGUACCACAUCUUUGAAAAGGAUACGAUAUUCAACUCUGCCUCCAAACAAUUACGUUUUAGUUUCUUUGUCCUCUUCAGCCUUGUUACUGCAUGGUUGUAUAGUGACUUGUGUUCCAUUUGUCUUUAGUCACUCAUUGUUGAAGAUAAUUGUAAGAAGCUGUAUGCAUGUGAUAUGCUGCUCUCACCAUGUUGCAUUCCAUCAACCAGAGGCUGGGCUUCUCAGCCAGAACCUGAGCUUCUGCCGAGAGCUUUCACUCUGGUGUGUCUUGUGUCACGCUCAUCUCUCGCCAUCAUCAUGUAUGUCCAUUCAUCAGACCCCAGAGUAGGAGCGUUCCUGCAGAUCCACUGGUCUCUAUGGUCAUCUUGCUGAUCCUAUAACUGAUCGGUGAUGGGGAAUGCAGUGCUGAGAGGUCCUGAGACUCGGCUCAGAUUAAACCCUGCUGGUUCCCACCAGGGUGACAUGCCACUGACAGGAGUAAGAGGGCGAUGAUCCUUUGCAGAAAAAAAAGUUUGGAGAUAUUUUUCAGUUCACUUGAUGCCAAGUGAGAGGUGAAGUAUGUGUCCCGGAGAAAGACUGGAGGACAUGACAGGAGCUUUUAUUACUGUCUCCUAAGGAUUGAGGGCCGCCAGGAGUCCACUCUUUGAAGAAGCUCCAGCUUUGGAAAAGUGUUGGCUUUUUAGAGAAAGCCCCCUGGCCAAGGCCAUGUCAGACUAUUUAGUCAUGUUGUCUACAGUGGAGAUUAAUAGGCCAUAACAUCAGGCCUUUUGUAUAGUUUGUCUGUGUGUGUGUGAGUGAGUAAAUGAGAAUGGUGGUGUGUGAGUGAGCAAAUCAUGUGUAAUUGUGAGUGUGUGAUUAUAUGAAUGCUUGUUUGUGUCUGUAUGAAGUGUUUCAUAAUAGCUGUAUAUUGCACCCAGGGUCCUACUGUAGCUCUGGUGUGGUGGUUCAUUGGUCAGUUAGAUAUUUUACUGCCUGCCAAGAGCUCUUCUCUACACUUUAUAAAACACACGUGUUUGUCAUGUCAAUCAAAGUGUCAGACUUAAAUAUACAACCACACUGCUUAGUUGUUAGAAGAUUGUAUUUUCAAAUUGGAUGUUUGAAUUGAGUCCAAACUCAUUUUCAAGCACACAGAGAACAAUCUUUGUUUACAGAGUACAAGUAAAAAUGCCUGUUUCAUUAAAAACAAAUAAUCCAAGCCAUACAGUGGUAUGGUCGAUGACCUAGUCGAAAAAAAAAAGAAAUUGAAAAAAUGAUGUUGUCAGUAUGCUGUAAGUAACCUAACCUUACAAUCAAGGAGAGUCAAGUUUCACAUACAGCUUGAGAUGAGACCCACAAGCCCUAUAGGCAGAUCCAUCAGUCAUCUUAAAGAGUAACGCCUAGCUUUCCAUUUCAAAAUGGUGUAGAUGUGGCUGUGCUGUAGGCCUCUUUAACACGCAACUCUGUAGAUCUGUGAAUUUAUGGCAAAGGCUUUUUGCCAAAGAACAAGUUCUCGUGCCAACAUUUCCCAAACAGCUGAAUUUUCUCUUUCUUGCUUUCUCAUGGGGCCUUUGUGGUUUACUUAAGUAUUUGGGCUCAAACCAGAUGUCCUGAUUGUGUAUAAUAUUGGAAGGUGCUGCUAACUACAUUGUGGUGCAGGGAGCUAUUGAGGACAUCUGCCAUGCAUUUCUUGUGACAGUUUGAAAUGGAGGGCAUUCUCUCUUAAGCCAUUAGCUGGCACAGGAGCAUUGGCACUCAGUAUUGUCUAUAGCAGUGGCAGUAUUGUGACAAAACAUACAAUGUGUACGUCACUAUUUUAGGGGUGGGACGUACCAAUAAUGGCUUGUUUGUUAGAUCAUAAGUCUAGAUCAAUUCUCUAGUUAAUAAUGUACUCUUUUCUCUUCAGGAUUAGGUUAAAGCGCAUGCCCAAACUUAAGGGCCAUGUCUAGAACGUUUUUGGCCCAACGCACAUCUUAAUGAGAUCAUCACGGCCCUUUUCUUCAUGCAAACAUUUGUCAUGCUUAUCUCUUAACAGUGUUUGUUUUCUCUUAGUGAGAGGUUUUAACUAUGAAAUUAUGGUUUAGAUGCAAUUAUACAUAUAGAAUUCUUUGAGGGAGAGAGAAAUGCUUCAUGGUAAUUUAUUCUUACACUGUAAAGUUUUGCAAGCCGUACUACUGCUAAGAAAUAUUGUGUUGGUGUAGUUCAUGGCUUCAGAUAAAUUUGAAAGUAUACAAAAUGAUUGUAAUGAUGUGUGCUUAAGCGUGUUUGUGUUGCCAGUGCUUUUUGGAUUUAAAUGUGUAAUGUGACGUAUAAAAGUAUGUUUUUUUAUAAGAGGGUAUGGUGAAUUUUACCUUUAAAUUUAAAAGGAUAUUGUGUUCACAAACACCACAAUAACAAUAGGAUCAUAUUUGGUACGAGAAUAAAAAGGAGUUGUAACGUCCUUAAGUAAAUAAUAUGUAGGAAAUGUGUGACUUGUGGUGUAUAUGUGUUGUUUAUAACAAAAGCACUUUAUGUUUCGAAACUUUAACUUAGCUCUUACUUGGUUGGCUUACUUGAUGGGCAGAAAGUUUAUCAGAUUUGAAACUAAGGAAAAGUAACGUAAUUGAUAACAUAUUCAAAUGUAUUAACGUUGAAUGGGAGAUGCCAGAAAGCUGUUUUUGUAUGUAGGAGUAAAGCGGUGCCACACACCACCUGUAUAUACUGUAAAUUAUUUAUUUGAAGACAAAAUAAAGUGUCAUGUUAAAUUGUA
Molecule: messenger RNA, 4445 nt
Organism: Triplophysa dalaica
Lineage: Eukaryota; Metazoa; Chordata; Actinopteri; Cypriniformes; Nemacheilidae
Gene: rgma
Product: repulsive guidance molecule BMP co-receptor a
Exons: 4
Coding region: 500-1849 (449 amino acids)
Biological process (GO): BMP signaling pathway
Cellular component (GO): plasma membrane
Molecular function (GO): coreceptor activity
Source: RefSeq, a predicted model, not a curated record